UCCCGUUUGCGUUCUGUGUCGCGAGCAGCGACCCACGCCCUGCAGCAGGGAGAGCGAGCCAGAUGCACGCAGGCGCACUAGCCCUUCCCGUGUCAAACAUGGCUGUGCUUUGGCAGUGUGAAAAAUGCUGAUUCGCGUCGAUAGAUGUCCAAAAAGAGGCAAUAAUGGCGCGGCUGGCUGACUACUUUAUUAUCGUGGGAUACGACCAGGAGAAGUCCGGUUCAGGAGAGGGAUGUGGAAAGAUCCUUCAGAGAUUUCCAAAGACAGACUGGGAUGGAACAGCUUUCCCCCAAGGAGUGGAGAUGUUCUGCCAGCCCGGGGGCUGGAGGGUGUAUCGUGAGCGGAGGCCCCCCACCUUCUUCACCGCCGUGCUCACCGACAUCGACUCCGCACGCCACUACUGCUGCUGCCUCACCUUCUACGAAGCAGAGGUCAACCUACAGGGCUCUAAGGCAGUAGAGGCUGAUGGAGGAGAGGGUGGUGAGGAAGAAGAGGAGGAGGAGGAUGGUCUGGUGCUGCCUGCUCAGGUCUUCGCCCCCAAGAGCCUCAUCCUGGUGUCACGACUCGACCAGCCGGAGAUCUUCAGGGGCUGUCUGGGCCUGGUCUACACGGUGUAUGUGGACAGCCUCUCUGCUCCAUUGGAGGGUCUGGUGGCCACUCUGCUGUCCUGCCAAGUGCCAGUCACCGGUGGAGCUCAGAAGCUCCUGUCGUUAGGUGCAGGGGACCGUCAGUUGAUCCAGAUGCCCCUCAAUGACAAUCUGCCCAUCACCAGCAAGAGUGUAGCACUGCUGUUCCAACAACUGGGGAUCCAGAACGUUCUAAGCUUGUUCUGUGCGGUUCUAACGGAGCACAAGGUUCUGUUCCACUCCAGCAGCUACCAGAGACUUGGAGAGGCCAGCCGUGCCCUGGAGGCCCUCAUGUUCCCCCUGCGCUACAGCUACCCCUACAUCCCCAUCCUGCCCUCUCGUCUGCUGGAGGUGCUCAGCUCUCCCACCCCCUUCAUCAUCGGAGUCCACUCCAUGUUCCAGACACACAUCCAGGAACUGCUGGAUGUGAUCAUUGCUGAUCUAGACGGCGGGACCAUAAAGAUUCCGGAGUGUAUCCACCUCUCUCAGCUGCCUGAACCUUUACUCUACAACACACAGACAGCCCUCUCUACGGUUCUGCAUCCUGAUUUGGAGAUUGCAGACAAUGCUUUUCCUCCCCCAAGAACUGCAGCCUCCAACCUUAAACAGCUGGAUAAGGAGUUGAGGGCCGUGUUUCUGAGACUCUUCUCUCAGCUCUUCCAAGGGUACCGCUCCUGUCUACAACUGAUCCGCAUACACCCUGAACCAGUCAUACACUUCCACAAGACUGCCUUUCUGUCCCAGCGUGGGCUGAUUGAAACAGACUUCCUGUCCAAGGUUCUGGAUGGAAUGGCAUUUGCUGGGUUUGUGUCCGAGAGAGGGCCUCCCUACCGCACCACUGACCUCUUUGACCAGCUGGUAGCAGCAGAUGUGGAGCGUCAUCAUCAGGAAGAGGAGAAUCCAACACUGAUCUCCAAACACACCAGAGAACUCUCGGAACAGCUCUACAAGAACGAGAACCCCAACCCUCAUAUGGUGUUCCAGAAGCUUCCGCGCCCCAGCGAGGGCUCCCACCUGCGGGUGCACAUGAUGCCGUUUCCAUGGCUACAGCCAGAGCGGGUGGAGGAGCUGCUGAGUGAGGUCAGCAGCCGCCAGCACGGAGCCCCGCCCACCGCACGCCCAGACAGGAAGUGUGUGGUGCCCGCCGGCCCACCCGUGGUGCCCAUCAGUGGGAGGGGCAGCUCGGUGUUCAACAGCGCCAGACGGCUGGAGGUGGUGAGGAGCUGCAUCAGCUGUAUCUUCAACAACCAAUCACUGGAGACGCAGAAGACUCUCCCUGCAGCCCUGCGUGCUCUAAAGGGGAGGGCGGCGCGCCAGUGUCUGAUGGAGGAGCUGAGUGUCCACGUGCAGCAGAACAGAGCCCUGCUGGACCACACGCAGUUCGACCAGAUCGUACGCCUCAUCAACUGUGCCCUACAGGACUGCUCCAGCUCAGAAGAAUUCACUGUUGCUGCUGGCUUGUUGCCGCUGACAACAGCCUUCUACAGGAAGCUGGCGGCGGGGGUGACCCAGUUUGCGUACACGUGUGUGCAGGAGCAUGCGGUGUGGACCAACCCGGCGUUCUGGGAGAGCAGCUUCUACAGCGCCGUCCAGGACCAGAUCAGAGCCCUGUACCUUACUGCCCCUCAGAGCAGGCCCAGCCUCACACACAUACAGGACUCUGAGGCCCCCCCGGCGUGCGGGCGCUCGGCGAUGGACCUGGGGGCGGAGCAGCUGCGAGUGUGGGCGGGGCUAGAGCGUGAGCGGCAGCAGGAGCUGGUGGCGGGGGAGGAGUCCACGGUGUUCAGCCAGGCCAUCCACUACGCCUCCCUCAUGGUCUACCUGCUGCUGCCCCUCGACUCCUCCAAGAACAAGCUGCUGCGCAGCACACACACACACACACACGCACACACACACACACACAACGACUGGGAGAGCGGCAGCAACAGCAUCCUUACCAACAGUAUUGCUGGGAGUGUGGCGGAGAGCUUUGACACGGAGAGUGGUUUUGAGGAGGCGGAGUCAGACGUGGCCAAUGCGGCGUGUCGGUUCAUCACGCGCUUCAUUGAUAAAGUGUGUACUGAGAGUGCUGUCACUCAAGAGCACAUCAAGAGCCUGCACAGCAUGAUACCAGGAAUCGUGGCCAUGCAGAUGGAGACUUUAGAGGUGGUUCACAGGGAGAGCCGGCGCCUGCCCCCCAUUCAGAAACCUAAGAUCCUGCGGCCGCCGCUGCUGCCCGGGGAGGAGUGUGUGGUGGAGGGGCUGCGGGUCGUGCUGGACGUGGACGGCCGAGAGGACGCAGUGGGCGGAGCCUUGGGGGGGCCACACCUCCUGCCAGCAGAGGGCGCCCUCUUCCUCACCAACUACAGGCUCGUCUUCAAGGGCACGCCCCACGACCCUCUAGUGGGUGAGCAGGUGGUGGUGAGAGGGUUUCCACUGUCGUCUCUGACCAAAGAGAAGAAGAUCUCCGUUCAGAACCAGCUGCAGCAGAGUCUACAGGAGGGACUACAGCUCCGCUCUGCUACCUGCCAGCUGAUAAAGGUGGCGUUUGAUGAGGAAGUGACAUCAGAGGAAGUGGAGACAUUCAGGAAGCAUAUCCAGAGACUACGUUUCCCACAAUCCAUCUUCAGCACGUUUGCUUUUGCAGCAGGACAGAGUAUACCUCCCGUAACCCCCAAACAGAAGGAGCGCAACACCGGCCUGCGGACCCUCUCUAAGACGCUGGUGAAAGGAGCUCGGCGUGCGGGGAAGAUCACCAUGGGCCGCCAGACCCUCCGCCGGAGCCGCAUCAACUUCCACGAGGACGACGACAUCUCCGUGUCUGAUGAGGGGGAGCCCCCCCCCUGCUCUACUCUGAAGGCCAGUGAAAAGUCCACUAUGGAGCAGCUGGUAGAGCGAGCCUGUUUCCGUGACUACCAGCGCCUGGGACUGGGUACCAUGGCAACCAUCAGCUCCCGCUCCAAAGGGGGCGAGACACUCCGCAUCACAGCCGUCAACCGACUCUACUCAGUGUGCCGCAGUUACCCAGGGUUGCUGGUGGUUCCUCAGUCUGUGCAGGACAGCAGUCUGCAGAAGGUGGCACGCUGUUACCGCCACAACCGGUUGCCCGUGGUUACCUGGCGCCACCCGCGGACCAAAGCCGUGCUGCUGCGCUCAGGAGGCUUCCACAGCAAGAGCGUCGUGGGCCUGUUCAAAUCACAGAACACCUCCAGCACAGCCCCUACAGACUCCUCCAGUAGUGUGGAGCAGGAGAAGUAUCUGCAGGCCAUCCUCUCCUCCAUCCCCAGCAAACCCAACGGCACACACACACUCUCCAAUCGCUCCCUCAUUGGCCUCUCACCAGCUAGUGAGAGGAGGACGUAUCGCCUGUCCAAGAUGAACCCAGUGCACCUGGAGCUCCCUUUCAGCAACAGCUUCAGCAGAGGAGGUGUGUGGGCGAGUCUGCGCUCCAGCAGCCGCAUGUCGGUGCAGUCGGCGGUGGACGUGGGCUCUCGCCUGGCGGGGAAGGAGCUGGCGCCACCUUGUGGGCCGGAGGGACUACAGCAGCUCCUCAAGCAGCAGGCUGCACUCUACAUCUUUGGAGAGAAGUCUCAUCUCCGGGGUGUAAAGAUGGACGUGUGUGUGAACUAUGAGCUGGUUCCCGUGGAGAUGGCGGAUGCUCGUCAGGUGCGCGGCUCCUUUAAGAAGCUGCUGAGGGCGUGUGCUCCCAGCGCCAUGACAACCGAUGCUGACCACUCCUUCCUUAAGGAACUGGAGGACUCGGAAUGGAUACUACACAUCCAUAAGCUGCUGCAGCUGGCUGUAAUCAUGGUGGAGUUGUUGGACGGCGGAUCAUCUGUGCUGAUCAGCUUGGAAGACGGCUGGGACAUCACCACACAGGUGUCCAGUCUGGUGCAGUUGCUAGGCGACCCGUUCUACCGGACGCUGGAGGGGUUCCAGGUGCUGCUGGAGAAGGAGUGGCUCUCGUUUGGACACAAGUUCAGCCAGCGCAGCGUGCUGUCCCCCGCCGCACACACCGCCGCCUUCACACCCAUACUGCUGCAGUUCCUGGACUGUGUUCACCAGGUGCAGCUCCAGUUCCCCCUACAGUUUGAGUUUAAUCAGCACUACCUGCAGUUCCUGGCGUAUCACCACGUCUCCAACCGCUUCCACGACUUCCAGCUGGACUCGGACUACGAGAGGCUGGAGCACGGGGUGCUAUUCGAGGGGGAGAAGCAGGCUCGGCGGGGGAUGUGUGUGUGGGACUGGAUCAGUAGAGCACACCACCGCAAUCCCCUCUUCCACAACUACCUCUACUGCCCCUCAGACACCGAGGCGGUGCUCAGGCCCUGUGUGGGCGUGGCUUCUCUGCGGCUGUGGGAGUACUUCACCUCUGAGACGCUGGCCACAGGCCCCGCCUACGACUGGCAGCUGCCAGCCAAUGGGCAGCCAGAGGAGGCGGGGACUAUCAGCUCCAGCAAACGCUGCAUCGUGUGGCCCUGUUACAGCAGCGUACGCAGAGCUCAACCCGACGCCAUCACACGCCUACUCACCGACAUUGGGCACUUGGAGGGUCAGUUGGGGCAGGUGGUGGAGCGCUGGCCUGUGUUGCUGGAGAAGGCCCGCCUCAGCAUACAAGAGGACCUCAAGCAGGAGAGCAACCUGCGUAAGAGGUCGGUGUGUGGCUCCGGGCUCCUCCCCUCCUCUGGUCUGCAGCUCCAUCGUCACUCCCUCCUGCAGCUGACUGACGGCUCCGUCGCCGACGACAACGGAACCGCCCCCAAUGGCAUGAACCGCCGCGCUGCCACCUUAUACAACCAGUUCAGCCCCCGCAACGAGGACACACGGUCUUUUGAAGGUGUUCUCUUCAAACGAGGGGCUCUGCUGAAAGGAUGGAAACCUCGCUGGUUUGUUCUGGACAUCACAAAACACCAGCUCCGGUAUUAUGACUCAGGUGAGGACCUGCACUGCAAGGGCCAUAUCGACCUGGCAGAGGUGGAGUCUGUCCUGAUCGCCAUGCCAACCAUAGGAGCUCCUAAGCACAUCAGUGAAAAAGCCUUUUUCGAUCUCAAGACGUCUAAGCGGGUGUAUAACUUCUGUGCAGCAGAUGCCUCCAGUGCCCAGCAGUGGAUCGACAAGAUCCAAAGCUGCAUAUCCGACGCCUGAAGCACACACACACACACACAUACACACACACACACACACACACACACACACACACACACACACACACACACACACACACAGCUGCCUUUACUGCCAAAUAUUCUAGGAAAAAUAGGAAAAACAAAACGCACAUUCCUGGGCCGGAACACUGUGCCCCUCAACACAAGCUAACACACACAAACACACACACUCCAAAACACUGCAGAGUUCACCAUGGGCCCCUCUUCUCAUCAAGUGUGUGUGUGUGUGUGUGUGUGUGUGUGUGUGUGUGUGUGUGUGUGUGUGUGAAUUGGCACACACACACACACACACACACAGUUCUAAACAGUAGCCUCAACACUACACCUCAGAGCAGACACUCUAAUAGAAAUAUGAACAAUUGACAUACCCCACACACACACUACACACGCCACACACACUACACAUGCCACACACACACACACUACAUAAGCCACACACACACACACACACUACACUUGCCACACGCACUACACAUACCACACACACACACACACUACACAUACCACACACACACAACUACACAUCCCACGCACACACACUACACAAGCCACACACACACACACUACACAUUCCACACACACACACUACACAUUCCACAUACACACACACUACACAAGCCACACACACACACACUACACAAGCCACACACACACACACACACACACUACAUAAGCCACACACACACACACUACACAUACCACACACACACACACACACUACACAAGCCACACACACACACACACACACACACACACAGUACACAUACCACACACACACACACUACACAUGCCACACACACACACUACACAAGCCACACACACACACACUACACAAGCCACACACACACACUACACAUGCCAUGUGCGAAUGAGUGAGUGUGUGUGUGUGUAUGUGAUCGUACUGCCACUGGAAAGAUGUCUUGGUCACCCACACACACCUCCAGCUUCAUGCGUGCCAUCAGCUGAUGCACAAGUCAUAUGUGUGACAUCACAGAUCAGCUGACGCACCUAUCAUAUGUGUGACAUCACACCUGCUCCGCUGAGGUUGUAUCUAUAGUUACGGGCGCUGUGGGGCUCCGCUUGGGUCGUAUCUAUAGUUACGGGCGCUGUGGGGCUCCGCUGGGGUGGUAUCUAUAGUUACGGGCGCUGUGGGGCUCCGCUGGGGUCGUAUCUAUAGUUACGGGCGCUGUGGGGCUCCACUGGGGUGGUAUCUGAUAGAGUAGUUAGGGGCAGGAAGAGGUAGUAAGAUGGUCUAUGUGUAUGACACUUUAUGAAAAUGAGGAAACAUUUCGGAGGAUGAACAUGUCGUCUGGUGUCUGAUGUCAAAGCAGAAGACAGCCUCCUAGUGGCGAGGAGGGGAUUUGCACUUCUGUGUCUCCUGAAAGACUACCUGAGAGAGAGCAGCUCAGGAGACUACCUGAGAGAGAGCAGGCUGCUGGGUUUGCUCAUACCUCACGGAGACACUUUGCACACUAAAGUUGAAAUAUUUCCAAAUGUUACUUCCUAUUUAAAUAAUAAUUGUUUUUAACAUAAUAAAUAACUACUUCUGAUAACAUCUGAUGAUGUAAAUAUUUGUUUUAUUAUUAUUAUUGAGAGAUAUUUCUCUGAAUUUAUGUAUGCUGACAUAUGCUAUGUAAAUAUGAAUUUGACAUUUCAUAUUUUUGUAUUUUUUAUUGAGCAGCUUUUCUAACCUUGUCUCCUCAGAGAUGUUUUUUUAUUUUGUUUGAGUCUUCAGAACAUUCCUGUGUAAGCUCCACCACAUACUGGCUGGAAUGUCCCAGGGGGUUCUGGAAUGUUCUACAGGUCUUUGGAAUAUUCCAGACAUCCCUGGAGUGUUCCGCAGGCCACUGGAGUGUUCCUGAUGUCUGUGUCAGGUUCUUAUCAGUGUGAUGUUCCUGAUUUCCAUGGCGACUGUCCUAACCCUGUAUUCAAAGCACAGGGCUCUUAGCUAAGGUCUUAACAUUGCUCUUAAUUGGUUUCUAUACCAAACUCUGAGGUCUUAACUGAGUUUAAUGUUGGUCUUGUUUGGUUGGUGUAAAAGGCUCUGAGGUCUUAACUGAGUUUAACGUUGGUGUUGAUUGAUUGCUGUGAAAGGUUCUGUUACUGUAAGACUCGUUACGUAUGGCCCAUGCUCUGUGCAACUGCUUGACACUACAUUUGGAAUAAACAAGCUGUCCUGAACAGAAGAGUGAGUGUGCCGUUUAUUGACCUUUAUACAACAAUUGGGUUCUAUGAAGCUGUUUCUUUGUUUCUGAUUGGCCGAGAGACGUUCCAUGAGUUGAAAUAUCCCACGAUAAUCCACUCGGACUUUUCACAGCUAAUAAUAAAUCACUCCGCGAUACAAUGUCAAGUUGUGAAGUGUAAAACGAACUGUCACGUUGCAUCCAAGCUGAAAUACAGACGCUCAGAACGUAGAAUAUGACGGAGGUGGAUAUUAGCUAGUUGGAUGGCAUGUAGGCUAAGUAAAAUAGUGAUGUUUCAAAGCUAAAAGCAUGUCCUAACCAGACGCAAUGCGAGCUAACGUUUAUUAGGCUACAUUGCUUGACAACGGGAGAGAUAGAACUAACGACUGGC
Messenger RNA from Sardina pilchardus (European sardine), 8344 nucleotides. RefSeq names its product SET binding factor 2 (gene sbf2). Bases 165 to 5750 code for a protein of 1861 amino acids. The transcript is spliced from 41 exons. Gene Ontology annotation, molecular function: guanyl-nucleotide exchange factor activity. The record is from RefSeq and is a predicted model, not a curated record. Gene Ontology annotation, cellular component: membrane; cytoplasm. Lineage: Eukaryota; Metazoa; Chordata; Actinopteri; Clupeiformes; Clupeidae.